AUGGCCGAUAGCCUAGCAAUUGACCCCAGCGGGCUAUGGAGAGGGAAAGGCAAGAGAGAGAGAGAGGUGAGGACGGACGGGAAGGGAGAGAGAUUGGAGAUGGAUGGGGUCGAUGGAGGGAUGGAUACCACCAAGAAGAAGCAGCGUGACCGACAAGAAGAGGGUGAAGAGGGAGGGGGGGGGGAAAGAAGAGAUACAGACAGAGAGAGAGGAAGAGCAGAUGAGGUGCGCUAUAGCGACUAUACCUACCAUGGACCACACCCACUUUGGCGGGUGGAACUGGGACUGAGAGACUCACACAACUUGACCUUCUGGCUGGCGGACGGCCCACUUCCGGGUCUGGCUCUUACAGUCUUUUUUGAAGUCCGGCUUCAAGAUUACCCGGUCACCCCCCAAGGAUGA
This is a messenger RNA of Aspergillus costaricaensis CBS 115574, 402 nucleotides long. RefSeq lists its product as uncharacterized. The record is from RefSeq and is a predicted model, not a curated record. Lineage: Eukaryota; Fungi; Ascomycota; Eurotiomycetes; Eurotiales; Aspergillaceae. The coding region runs from base 1 to 402 and encodes 133 amino acids. The transcript is spliced from 5 exons.